This is a messenger RNA of Fusarium subglutinans, 1227 nucleotides long. RefSeq lists its product as uncharacterized. NCBI's taxonomy places the organism in Eukaryota, Fungi, Ascomycota, Sordariomycetes, Hypocreales, Nectriaceae. The coding region runs from base 1 to 1227 and encodes 408 amino acids. The transcript has 3 exons. The record is from RefSeq and is a predicted model, not a curated record.
AUGGAGCCUGCCGACCAAACAACACCCUCCUCUUCUUCUUCCUCCUCCUCUUCCUCCUCCUCAUUCGUGCCUUACGUCCACUCGCCGUCCUCCCCCAAGUCCACGGCCACAUCCAGCCGCAAGGUGUCGCCGCCCGAGCUCAAGCUGGAGGGCUAUGAGCAUAUUGUCCAGCUCAAGCAGUGCGAGAUCAAACAAUCCCCCGCGCCCGAGCCCACCGCGCAAACCCAAACUGGAGCCAGCCGUCUCCCAGAAGCUCUCGCUGACUUCAAGCGCAAGGCCGAUGCUGGUGAAGCUGGUGCCUGGACCAUCCUCCCACUAAGCAACGAGGACCACACCAACUACCUUGAGCAAAUCGAAGCCGCGUUUCGACGAUUCGACUACGAUCCUACAAGAGGCUGCAUAGCUAUCCGAAUGCCUGGACUAGUACACGAGUCCUUUAUUUGCGAGUUCAAUCUCCACCUGCGUACACGACUGAUUAGCCUGGGACUUGAACAUCAGAACACAGUUACUGGGGACUUCUUGAACAAGAUCCGCGGCUACGGUUCUGCUGACAUGGGAUUGAACCCAAGCUUAUCGAAGAUGCCAAAGCAGAACAUGGAAAAUGCGAAAAAGCUUACGCGCUCCCCAGAUGCUCAAUUUGCGCUUAAGGAUGCAGGUCUAUCUGGUGUCGUCGUCGAAGUAGCAUACUCCCAGGAUGGCAAGAAGCUGCGCGGGCUGGCCAGGGAUUACAUUAUUCGCUCGCGUGGAAAGGUCAAGGCUGUUAUUGGCUUUGAUCUAAACCGGGGUGAAAAGACUCCAGCUGAUGGCGAGCUAACACUACAUCUUCACGACUUUGCCGAGGAUAAACGCUGUGAAGGCGUCGAUGACUUGUGCAUCUCGAUCCCGUACAGUGAACUCUCUACUAUCUUGGGCUCGGCCGAGGGAAGAGCCGCACUGAUAAAAAGUGACUUGUUGGACGAGGACGAGGACGAGAGUUUUGACUUGUCGCCGACGUCAUCCAAAUCCGAAGAAGAUCUAUAUCCGGAGGAAGAUGUGCAUCCUGAGGAAGAUCCGAAGGAUGUGGACUACGAUCCGGACAAGAGUGACUCAGGCUCUGAAGAGACCAGUUUCACAUCUCACGUCAAGAAGCGGCCUGCCGCCAGAGCAGAUCUCGCCGAGGGGCAAGGACCCAAGCGACUUGCUACCCUACCAACCGUCGAUGGACCGGCCCCCAACGAUAAAGAAUAA